AUGGACGCAAAUUCAGGUGUCAACCGCCGAAUUGCGAUGAUCGCAACCCAUCUCUGUCCCCAGGCAGAAGAUGAUAUUUGUUUGAGGCGUAGCCAUUGUCGUGCCAAAGGUGGGGCUCCCGGAUUCAAAGUCGCCAUAUUGGGUGCCGCAGGAGGCAUAGGACAACCUCUGGCCAUGUUGAUGAAGAUGAACCCACUCGUCUCAGUUCUCCACCUCUACGAUGUUGUUAACACCCCUGGCGUCACCGCUGAUAUAAGUCACAUGGACACUGGUGCAGUUGUUCGAGGGUUUUUGGGGCAGCAGCAGCUUGAGGAUGCACUUAUAGGCAUGGACUUGGUGAUCAUCCCUGCUGGUGUUCCUCGCAAACCUGGAAUGACAAGAGACGAUCUCUUCAAUAUAAAUGCUGGAAUUGUUAAAACGUUGUGUGAAGCAAUUGCAAAGUGUUGUCCUAAAGCCAUUGUCAACGUGAUAAGCAAUCCAGUUAACUCCACUGUCCCGAUUGCAGCUGAAGUUUUCAAAAGAGCUGGUAGUUAUGAUCCCAAGAGACUUCUGGGGGUCACUAUGCUUGAUGUUGUUAGAGCCAAUACGUUUGUGGCAGAAGUUCUGGGUGUUGAUCCAAGGGAUAUGGAUGUCCCUGUUGUCGGGGGACAUGCCGGAAUCACAAUUUUACCUCUUCUUUCUCAGAUUAAACCUCCUUGCUCUUUCACCCCAAAGGAAACUGAGUACCUGACCGAUCGCAUACAAAAUGGUGGAACUGAAGUUGUUGAGGCCAAGGCUGGAGCUGGUUCUGCAACACUAUCAAUGGCAUAUGCUGCUGUUAAAUUUGCAGAUGCAUGCCUUCAUGCCCUGCGAGGAGAUGCUGGCAUCAUUCAAUGUGCAUAUGUUGCUUCACAGGUGACUGAAUUACCAUUCUUUGCAUCAAAAGUACGACUUGGCCGAGGUGGGGUCGAGGAAAUUCUUCCUCUUGGUCCCCUAAAUGAUUAUGAGAGGGAGAGUUUGGAGAAGGCCAAGAAAGAGUUAGCAGAAAGCAUUGAGAAGGGCAUUUCCUUCAUCAGAAAAUGA
Messenger RNA from Sphenostylis stenocarpa, 1062 nucleotides. NCBI's taxonomy places the organism in Eukaryota, Viridiplantae, Streptophyta, Magnoliopsida, Fabales, Fabaceae. The record is from the annotation of a GenBank genome assembly.